Molecule: messenger RNA, 1645 nt
Organism: Anolis sagrei ordinatus
Lineage: Eukaryota; Metazoa; Chordata; Lepidosauria; Squamata; Anolidae
Gene: APEX2
Product: apurinic/apyrimidinic endodeoxyribonuclease 2
Biological process (GO): base-excision repair
Cellular component (GO): nucleus
Molecular function (GO): endonuclease activity; DNA-(apurinic or apyrimidinic site) endonuclease activity; double-stranded DNA 3'-5' DNA exonuclease activity
Source: RefSeq, a predicted model, not a curated record
CUUGGCGCGUUCGGAGGGGGCGGAAGUGACGUCAGGGCUGGCUUGUCCUCGCUUUGCCCGCGAUGCGGCUGCUCAGUUGGAACGUGAACGGGCUGCGGGCGGGCGCGGGGGCCGCGGGGCUGAAGCCGCUCCUGGACGCCUUGGGGGCUGACGUCAUCUGCCUGCAGGAGACCAAGAUUACACGAGACCUGCUUGAGGAGCCGCUGGCUGUAGUGGAGGGCUACAAUGCAUAUUUUAGCUUCAGCCGUACUCGCAGUGGCUACUCAGGUGUUGCAACCUUCUGUAAGGCCACUGCUACUCCAGAGGCGGCUGAGGAGGGCCUCUCUGGGCUUUGGACUAAGCAUGAGGGGGCCGUCGGUUGCUAUGGAGCCCCAGAGGCCUUCACCACAGAAGAGCUCCAGGCCCUGGAUAGUGAGGGCCGGGCUGUGAUCACCCGCCAUCGCAUUUGCACUUCAGAACAGCAGGAAACCACCCUGACAGUCAUCAAUGUAUACUGCCCACGUGCUGACCCUGAAAAACCAGAACGAGGAGAAUUUAAGCUGCGUUUCUACCAUCUCCUUCAAGCCAGGGCUGAAGCUCUUCUUAAAGCUGGGGGGCAUGUUGUCAUUAUGGGAGACAUCAACACUUCACACAAACCCAUUGAUCACUGUGAUCCUGGAGAUUUGGAGUCCUUUCAAGAGCAUCCUGGACGCAACUGGUUAGAUGGUUUCCUGUGGGAGCCGGGGAAAGACUCCCCACACGAAGAACUCUUUGUUGACACCUUCCGCUUUCUCCACCCUACGCAGAAGGAGGCCUAUACCUGCUGGUGCAAUGUGACAGGGUCCCGGCACCUCAAUUAUGGGACCCGCAUUGACUACAUCCUGGCCGAUCGGGCUCUGGCGCUGUCAGAGCUGAAAGAAGCCCAGCUCAGGCCAGAAGUGUUUGGCUCUGAUCAUUGUCCUGUGCAGGCUGUGCUGAAAAGCGUCUGCCUGGGGGCUCCUCGCUGCCCACCUCUCUGCACUCGUUUCCUUCCUGAGUUUGCCGGCACCCAACAGAAGCUCAGCCGCUUCCUGAUGAAAGUGGAACGGAACGGCCUGCCGGAGAAGAGGCAAAAGCCAGAUUGGGUGGAGACGGGUGCAGCAACGGUAGUCUCCAAAAAGAGUCGGAUCGGCCCGUCACAGAAGGGGCAAGUUGAUUUGCGUCACUUCUUCAAAGUUGGGAGCAGAACUGGGGGGAUUGACAGUUCUGGGUGCCAAUCAGAAUGGAGAACAACUGAGGACUCUGGGAAAGAACCUCCUGCUGAGACUGCUGGAGUUGACAAACCUGGAAGUGAGGAAGUUGCCAGUGAAAUCCAGGCACUUGUUGGGAUUGUGAGAGAGGAGUCCUCCAUGGCCGUGGCCAAUGAGAAAACUGUGAAUUGUGGGAAAGAUGGAGUUACCUUGAAGCCUACUCAGAGUGCUGCCUUGUGGAGGUCCCUGCUGCCAGGCCCUGCUCGCCCACCGCUCUGCAAAGCCCAUGGGGAGCCCUGUGUCCUCCGAACGGUGAAGAAGCCAGGGCCAAACUGCGGGCGGCGCUUUUAUGUCUGCGCCCGACCCCUGGGGAAGUCCUCUGAUCCCCGUGCCCGCUGUGACUUCUUCCUGUGGGCCAGUCGGGGCAAUCUUUAAAA